GGUGACAGAAUCUGAGCCUGUUUCCCCACCCCAUGCUCCCAGUAGCAGAGCUACCACGCCCUGCUUCCAUCGUCCCAGGACCCUGUCCGCUCCCUGCACGAUGGCCUGCUCACGGACCUGCUCCCGCAUCCUGGGGCUCAGCCUCGGGACCACAGCCCUGUUUGCUGCUGCGGCCAACACGGUGCUCCUCCUUCCUGACUGGGAUGUGACCUACCUGAGAAGGGGCCUCAUUGGCAAGCACGCCAUGCUGGGCGCUGGGCUCUGGGGAGGAGGCCUCCUGGUUCUCAUGGCAGCCGCCCUCAUCUCCCUGAUGGGCUGGAGACGUGGCUGCUUCAGUAAGAGUGGGCCCUGCCGAAGCAUGCUCGCUGCUCUAUUAUCAAGUGGCCUGGCUUUGCUGGGAGCCUUGAUUUGCUUUAUUACUUCCGGAGUAGCCCUGAAAGAUGGCCCAUUUUGCAUGUUCGAUGUCUCAUCCUUCAACCAGACGCAAGCUUGGAAAUAUGGUUACCCAUUCAAAGGCCUAUCCAACAGGAAUUAUUUAUACGACCAUUCCCUCUGGAACUCCGUCUGCCUGGAGCCUUCGAAAGCUGUCGUUUGGCACGUGUCCUUCUUCUCCGCUCUUCUGUGCACCAGCAUCCUCCAGAUCCUCCUGGUGGCCAUUCAUUUCUUCAACGCCUUCCUGGGCUUUUUCUGCAGCCUCUGUGAGAAGCCAUAGACCAUGCCAUUUCACCGGCACGGCUCUCGUCAGAAGCUGCCUUGAAGCCUUUCUGCAACUAGGAUUGAUGGAUAUGAAUCACCAACAGACUUCCUUUUAGGUGUUCCUCUGGUCGUUGUAGCAACAAUAAUUCCUUGCAUGUGUGUUGCAUGAUAUUAUGCAUUUUAAACCACAUUGUAAACGGCAUGAUAUAUUAGUAGAAGGAGUAAUUGUCGUUAUUAUUGUGUAAGAACUUAGUCCAUAAAAUGUCCUCCAGCCAUGAUCUUAUUUCAGCUUCUUAAAAAAAAAUAAUAU
Molecule: messenger RNA, 1006 nt
Organism: Pipistrellus kuhlii (Kuhl's pipistrelle)
Lineage: Eukaryota; Metazoa; Chordata; Mammalia; Chiroptera; Vespertilionidae
Gene: TM4SF19
Product: transmembrane 4 L six family member 19
Exons: 4
Coding region: 101-712 (203 amino acids)
Cellular component (GO): membrane
Source: RefSeq, a predicted model, not a curated record